AGAGGCCUGGGGAAGGUCCCUGCAGCAGAGUGGCCCUGGUCCCACUGGCAGUAUGGAGAGGUGUCAGCAUGGGGCUGGCUGGAGUGCUUUUGGGUGCUUUGGUGCUCCACAUGUGACCCCACCACUUGCUUUGCCCUAAUAGCUUGGUGGGUUUGGCUCAUGGUGCCAUCAAAGCAACUACUUUUUCUGUGACCUCCAUCCCCAUUCACUCACCUUGCAUCAUCUUGCCAGGCCCAUCAUUCACUAGCAAACCCUUGGUCUGGACAGGGCUUGUCCUGGGAUCAGAAGUUACUUGGUGGGAUGAUGCUCUGGAUCAUCGUCCUCUGUUUGCCAGGGAGCUCAGCUCUGUGGGCAGCACCCUGCCUGCAGCCAGGGUUGGGUGCUCUAUGGAUGCUCUAUGUUGGGCUGGUGUCUGGGGUGCAGUGAGGCAGGAGGGAGCAGCAGGGGGAUCAUCUCACCUCUGCCCCAUUCCUGGGAUGCUCCAGGGCAGCAGCCAAUACAGAUGUGAGGUCUGUGGCUGAAUUCCCCCAAAGGAAACAGCGGUUUAACACAGGAUCCAGGACUGCAGCUGGAUCACACAUCCAGCUCCUCACUUCUCCUUUUGAGCCCUAAAGCCCUUUUCGCUUCUGUUUCACUUUGGUUUUAUCUCCCCUCUGCCUGAGACCCGGUGAGGUAUUUGCUUCAGGGAAACUGCAGCAAGCGUGUUUGGGCAGCUUCUCUACAGGGCCAGGUAUUUGCUUUAUAUAGAUAAAAAACCCCCAACAACUAAGCAAACGUAUAGGUGCUGGUUGCUUAUGGAAAGCUCUCCUGCUCUAGAUAACCAGGCAGCUUCUUCGUCCUUAGUGCCUGUAAAAUGAACCAGUGGCUUUGCUCAGUGCAGCCAGGAGAGGCAGAGGAUUAUUUGGGAGGGACUGAAUUCAUGAAAGUGAGAGCUGAGGUAGAUGCUGAGCUUCAAGGCAGCUUGGGAUGAAAGAGGAACUGAAAACUCAUGGAUAAACACUGGGGAGAAAAAACCGUUCUCACCUGGAAAGACUUGAUGAAGAUGCCAAGUGGUUCCUGUAUGGGUUUUCCUUCACCUUGCAUCACUGCAUGCCUGUAGCAUACUUCCCCCUGCUUCUGUCCUCAGGAAUCUCGUUUCAGGAGGGGCAAAACUGUGGGGACAAGUAUCUUUCAUGUGAGGAGCCACGAACUCUGGCCAUCCUAUCCCUGCUUAUCCUCCCACUUGCCAUCAGCUGUGCUUCCAGGGGAGGAGCAGAGCCUUUGGGCUCCCCAGGAGCCCUCCUGCCGCAGCUGGGAGCAGUGCUUGGGGUAUCCCAGUGUGCCAAGAGACCUUCAGAGGGGCUCAGCCCUGAGCCCUGCACUCUGCUUUUGGGGGUAACUGUGCCUGCAUUUUGGGUGUGAAAAUGCAGUGGGGGAUCAGCUGUCUGUGCCGAAGUAUAUCCUUCAGUCGGGGGGAGGAUGGCUGGGAGGGAAGGAGGGAAGAGCCUGGAGCAAACUUGAAGGAAAAUGAACCUCCAAGCAACCCAGUCAAGCACUCAGCAAGUGGACACUGAGCCAGGGGCUCUGCUCGGACUUGGCUCCCUGCCCUGUGCUAGCUGCAGGUUCGAUGCCUUGCACUGUGCCUCAGUUUCCCCGUUGGCAAACAAGGGUUUGCUUUUCCCUGAAGCUGUCCCUGGGCUGAGGCCAUGCCCAGUCAAUCAUCCAUGCGUGAGUGCAGCCAGCUCCUUCCCGAGCCCAUUGCUGGUGAGGUGCUGGGGGCAGCAGGAGCAUCUGACCCGGUGCUCUGUGUUUCAGGAGGCUUUGGUGACCAUCCCCAUCCCAGGGAGCUGGGGAGCGUGUCCCAAGGAUUGGCUCUGCCAGCCCGGCAGCCUCGAGAUGGGCAGCUGCCCUCAGCGGGGCAGCGGGAAGAUGAGCAGAGGCAUAGCCCAUCUCCUGACGGCUCUCUUCAUGGCGGUGACGGCAGUGAUAGGCUACCCGUCACGGCGCUCUGCCACUGACCUGGAUGCCACCCCCAGGACAACAGUCACCUUUGAGGAGCUGUUGGGCGUCCGGCGCUUCAGAGCGCGCACCCUCAACUACAGCACCCUGCUGCUGGAGGAUGACCGUGGCAUCCUCUACGUGGGGGCCAGGGGAGCCAUCUUCGCCCUCAACUCCAGCGACGUGGCUGACGGCUCCCACCGCACGAUCCAGUGGGAAGCCUCCCCAGAGAAGCAGAUGGACUGCCUGCAGAAGGGCAAAAACAACAAGACCGAGUGCUUCAACCACGUGCGGUUUCUGCAGAGGCUGAACAGCACCCAUCUCUAUGCCUGCGGGACCUACGCCUUCCACCCGCUCUGCGCUGCCAUCGAUGCCAACAGAUUUACGUUGCCAUCAUACUUUGAGGAGGGCAAGGAGAAGUGCCCGUACGACCCUGCUCGUGGCUACACUGGCCUCAUCGUGGAUGGUGGAUUGUACACGGCCACACGCUACGAAUUUCGGAGCCUCCCUGACAUCCGGAGGAACCUGCACCAGCGGCCGCUGAAGACAGAGGAAUCCCCACUGCACUGGCUGAACGAUGCUGAGUUCGUGGCCUCUGUGCUGGUCCGGGAGAGCAAGGACAGCCCUGUGGGUGACGAUGACAAAAUCUACUACUUCUUCACGGAGUGGGCUGGCGAGGAGACCACAUCCUUCUUCGACAAGAGCCAGGUGGCCCGAGUAGCCCGGGUGGCCCGUGUCUGCAAGAGCGACGUGGGGGGGAAGAAGAUCCUGCAGCGCAAGUGGACAUCCUUCAUGAAGGCACGCCUGGUCUGCUACAUCCCCUACUACGAGGUGCUGCGCAGCGUCUGCAGCCUGGAUGGAGGCAGCUGGGCCAGCACCGUUUUCUAUGCUGCCUUCACGCUUUCGGCGCAGUGGAGGACCAUGGAGGCUUCGGCCGUGUGCCGCUACAGCAUCUCAGCAGUACAGCGUGCCUUCGAGGGCCCCUACAUGGAGUACCAGGACUCGGCUCACAAGUGGUCCCGCUAUGACGGUGCAGUGCCUGAGCCCCGACCUGGCUCUUGCAUCACGGACCGCUCCCGCAGGAAGGGCUACAACUCCUCGCAGGACCUGCCCAACAGCGUCCUGGACUUUGUGAAGCUGCACCCGCUCAUGUUUGAGGAGGUGAAACCGGCUGGCGGGGAGCCGCUGCUGGUAAAGAAGAGCGUGGUGUACAGCCAGCUGGCCGUGGACAGGGUGCAGGCCCUUGAUGGCCGCUCCUACGAUGUGCUCUUCAUGGGGACGGGGGAUGGCUGGAUCCACAAGGCUGUGGUGGUGGGCUCCGGCAUCCACAUCGUGGAGGAGGUGCAGGUGUUUAGGGACCCGCAGCCUGUGGAGAGCCUGGUGAUCUCCCAUGCCCAGAGAAGCCUGUACGUGGGGGGAGCCACUGGGAUCCUGCAGGUGCCCCUGGCCUCCUGCAGUAGGUACACCUCCUGCUAUGACUGCAUCCUCGCCCGGGACCCCUACUGCGCCUGGGAUGGCAGGUCCUGCUGCGCCACUGCCACCACAGACAGGGCAGGGCUGGUGCAGGACAUUCAGAGUGGCAACGAGGGAUGCCGGAGCAGCUCUGGGCGGGUGCUUGUCCCCACAGGCUCUCUGCCAUGGAAGAACCGGACGGUGCUGCAGGGGGACGACGUGCUGUUGCCCUGCGACCAGCGCUCCAACUUGGCACGAGCCGUCUGGCUGCUGAACGGCAGCGAGGCGCUGGACGCGGGGCAGGACCGGCUGCGCAUCGGGGUGGACGGGCUGCUGGUGACAGACACGCUGCCGCAGCACAGCGGCGAGUACCGCUGCUAUGGCGAGGAGCGUGGUCUCCGGACGCUGCUGGCUGCCUACAGCCUCACCGUGCUGACUGAGCUGCCCCGCAUCCCCACGGCCGCCUCACGGCCCCAUGCUAUCAGCCAGGCUGCCAGCGACAUGAAGGUGGCUUAUGUCUCUGCCAUCAUCGCCUUGGUGGUGCUGUGCGCCGUGCUCAGCACCGUCCUCCUCUAUGUGUCCUGCCUGGAGAAGCGCAAAGGCAAGUAUGUGCUGGGGGAUCCGCGGCCAGCCAGUGUGGAGCUGCAGACCGUCUCAGCCAACUGCCUGCGCAAGGGCCACCGGGAAGAGGAGGAGGAGGAAGAGCUCGCCUACCCCGAUGGCCGCCUGCGGAUCAUCCCUGGUGAGGCACCCACGGCUGCCACAUCCCCAGUGAAGGAGCUGCCGGCUGCUGUGCCCCCGCUGCCGCCACCGCUGCCGGCCGAGCUCACCAAUGGCGUGGGGUCUCUGCCCAAUGUGCUCCGCAAGAUGAAUGGCAACAGCUACAUGCUGCUGCAGCAGCAGGAGGAGCCGCUGGUCUCGCCGCUCUACAGCGCAUCCUUCACCGAGGAGCUCAGCAAGAUCCUGGAGAAGCGGAAACACACGCAGCUGGUGGAGAAGCUGGACGAGAGCUCCGUGUAGGGGCUGGGGGGGGUCCUGCCAGCGGGACCCUCCACCCCUCCAGCCCCUUCUCCCACCCCCUGCCAGCAGUGUUACAAGACUCAGGCAAAACUACCUCCUGGAUGGCACAGCCGGGCCAGGCCUGGGCUCGGCCAUUCCUGUGGCUUUUCUCUGACUUUUGAGACUCGCUAUACAGAAAAAAAGAAUCUAUUUAAAUUUGGAGCUCUAUUUAU
This is a messenger RNA of Pezoporus flaviventris, 4661 nucleotides long. It is a transcript of the gene SEMA4G, whose product is annotated as semaphorin 4G. Gene Ontology annotation, biological process: negative regulation of axon extension involved in axon guidance; axon guidance; neural crest cell migration. The coding region runs from base 1507 to 4449 and encodes 980 amino acids. Lineage: Eukaryota; Metazoa; Chordata; Aves; Psittaciformes; Psittacidae. The transcript has 14 exons. The record is from RefSeq and is a predicted model, not a curated record. Gene Ontology annotation, molecular function: chemorepellent activity; semaphorin receptor binding.